This is a messenger RNA of Erigeron canadensis, 1173 nucleotides long. RefSeq names its product receptor-like protein EIX1. Gene Ontology annotation, molecular function: protein binding. The annotation marks the transcript as partial. The record is from RefSeq and is a predicted model, not a curated record. The transcript has a single exon. Lineage: Eukaryota; Viridiplantae; Streptophyta; Magnoliopsida; Asterales; Asteraceae.
AUGGAAACCACUUUUCAUUUCAGUUUUAUAUUAUUAUUCCUGUUUGUUCAAACGUAUGGCGCAAGCAACAGCAACACCAUGAUCACCGCUUCCUCAAACGUUACAUGUAUCCAAAGAGAGCGGCAAUCACUGAUUGUAAUCAGACAAGGCCUCUUGGACAAAUCAAAUCAGCUGUCCACAUGGACAGGACUAGAAUGUUGUGAAUGGCGGGGAGUUGGGUGUGACAGGAGAACUGGUCAUGUUGUCAAACUUGAUCUUCGAUCUACAUUGUCUUUCUGGCAUGGAAGUAAGGUAAGUCCUUUCUUACUCAACUUGACGCAUUUGCGUUACUUGGACCUGAGCAUGAACUAUUUCAUUGGACCAAAUAUUCCUGGAUUCUUAGGGUCAUUCAAGUAUUUGGAAUACCUUAACCUAUCAGACUCAGGAUUUAGUGGUGCGGUCCCUCCUCAUCUAGGAAAUCUCUCAAGGUUACAAAAUCUUGAUCUUAGUAAUAAUAACCAUUUGAUGUUGAAUAAUGAUAUGCUGUGGGUGUCUUUAUUGUCGUCGUUAAAGCACUUGGAUUUGUCAAGGAUAACAAUCGGUAACCAUAUUGAUUGGUUGCAUCCAGUUAACAUGUUACCUUCUUUGCUUACACUCAACUUGCGCAUGUGUGAUAUCAAUAUCGCCUCUAUAAAAGUCAUCAAUUUCACUUCUCUUAAUUCACUUGAUCUCUCUCUCAAUUACCUUAACUCCACCAUCCCCGUUUGGUUAUCAAACCUUACUGGACUCGUGCAUCUAAACCUUGGAGGUAACAGCUUCCAUGGGGGGAUACCUGAUUCAAUUGGAAACUUGAGCUCUCUUUCUCACAUGGACCUUUCAUGGAAUCAAUUGUCUGGUCGGAUACCUCCCUCACUUGGUGGCCUAUCAUCUCUAACAUACCUCUCUCUUUUGCUUAAUCAAUUGAGUGGGAGCAUACCUGAAAGCAUUGGACUACUCACCAGCCUACAAACUCUCGAUCUUGGUUUUAAUCAAUUGAGUGGGAACAUUCCCACUAGUCUUGGUCAGCUUUCAAACCUCCAAUCCCUUGGUCUUUCGUAUAACCAGUUAAGUGGGAGCAUACCGGAAAGCAUUGGACUACUCACCAGCCUACAAGAACUCUAUCUUAACAAUAACAAAUUGAGUGGGAGCAUUCCC